Messenger RNA from Salmo salar (Atlantic salmon), 1702 nucleotides. It is a transcript of the gene ngdn, whose product is annotated as neuroguidin, EIF4E binding protein. The record is from RefSeq and is a predicted model, not a curated record. Gene Ontology annotation, cellular component: nucleolus; small-subunit processome. Lineage: Eukaryota; Metazoa; Chordata; Actinopteri; Salmoniformes; Salmonidae. Gene Ontology annotation, biological process: maturation of SSU-rRNA from tricistronic rRNA transcript (SSU-rRNA, 5.8S rRNA, LSU-rRNA).
UAGUUUUAUUCACCAUGGGCAUUUUGCAUAAGUGCAUUUUCCAUAAUUCUUUGGACAUGUAGUCAACGUGAUACGAAUUACGAAACUCUUUCUUGCGAUUCCACUGUCCCUUAGCAAUUUCCGUACGUGCAACUUUCAAUCAAAAUGGCGGCUUCUUAUAGCGAAAACGAUUUGAUUGACAGUGAUGGGCCCAAUGCUGUGCGGCUGUUGAACAGUCUUACUGAACAGGUGGCAUCAGUUACAGGGCAGGUUCGAGAUUUGUUAAAGAGGGUCCAAGGUGGAAAAUUCCAAACAUCCAAGGGUUUGUCUUUCCUUGACCUUAGAUAUCAGCUGCUGCUGUUUUACCUGCAAGAUGUCACUCACCUGAUCAGUCUUAAAUCAGAGGGUGGUAGUGUGAAAGACAGUGGCGCCCUUCACAGACUGGUCACCGUCAGAACAGUUCUGGAGAAGAUGCGCCCUCUGGACCAGAAACUGAGAUAUCAGAUUGAUAAAUUGGUGCGCACAGCAGUGACUGGGAGCUUAGGGGAAAAUGACCCAUUGCAGUUCCGUCCCAAUCCGGAUAACCUUGUUAGCAAACUAAGUGAAUCAGAAGACUCAGGGGAUGAAGAUGGUGGAGAGAAGGCUGAAGGCGCUGAAAAAAAAGUGCCAUCUAGUGGCAAGAAAUAUGUUCCCCCCAAGAUUGUCCCAAUGCACUAUGAGGGAGACCUGACCGAUGCAGACAAAAAGAAGGAGCUGGCGGACAAGCAGAGGCGUGCCGCCCUCCGCAGCUCUGUGAUCCAGGAGCUCCGGCAGCAGUACAGCGACGCUCCCGAGGAGAUCCGCGAGCACAGGGACUUCCAGACGGAUAGACAGAGCCGAGAGCAGCUGCACAGGAAAAACUUUGAGGAGUCGAUGAUGGUGCGUCUGCAAGUCCCCAGAAAUGAGAGAAGUGCUAAGAAGAGAGGAAUGCUGGGAAUGUCUGGUCAGCUGAGCGGCAUCACACGGUUCAGUGACAUCACAGCCCUGACGGGCGGAGAGGGACAGGACACGGAUAACCCGGGGCCCAAGAAGAAGAAGAAGAAACUAAUGAAGAAGAAAACUAAAAGAAAAGCUUUCAGAAGAUAGGAUCACGAAUGGAAUCCUAAAACCACAAAGCAGGAUGAUGGGACAAUUCACUUGGAAUAGCUUUUCAGGAUUGUUUUGUGAUUGUAGGUGCUCAAACCGUGUGUGUUAUAAAGGAGAAUUUCACCCAAUGUUUUUUUUUCUUCGAUAUUAUCAUUAGUCCUUGUUUGACAGUCAGUCCUGUGUGCAUUUCAAGAUGAUGCUCCAAAACAAUUUGAAUAUGCAAAUUCCCCCUAUUUGGAAUUCACAUGGCAGAUAUGUUUUCGUUGUUGGGCAUCAAUGGUGACUGGUUAAGCCACACUUUCUGGACAAGGGAUUUAUAUUUAAAACAAUGCAAUUUAAGGACAAUCAAACAUGGUCUAAUAGAAUAUGGUUAAACAUUUAUCCAUACUGAAAUCACUCUUGCUCAAAUUCAAGUGUAUUGUUGAAUUACAUUAACUCAUUGUCUACCGCCCAUAUUUUGUCAUGUAAGGGCCUAUUGGAUAGAUUGUUUUAUUUUUUUCAAUUUAAAAUUGUUCAUUUAUUUAACAAACAUAACACAAUCCACAGUCACUGAUGUGGCAGACAAAAUACAAAUAAAAAAGUUUCAUUUUUUGCAGCA